AUGGUGGCUUCUGUCACCGGCCGGUUCCGAGGGGCCCGAAGGGUAACGAGCAGCCCCGGGGGUUACCGGAGGAACCGGGCAGCCGGGCCGGAAGUGCGUCACCGCCGCUUCCGGCACCCGCGGCGCUCCAAGAUGGCGGCGCUGGCGUUGAGGUGUGUGACCAGGAGGUGUCUGCUGGCCCAGCUCAGCCCCGGGCUCCCCGGGAGGCACAUUAUCCCCAUGGGAACGACAGCCAAGGAGGAGAUGGCUCGUUUCUGGGACAAAAACACCAAAUCCAAUCGUCCCUUGUCCCCUCACAUCACCAUUUACAAGUGGUCCCUGCCCAUGGCCAUGUCCAUCACCCACCGAGGCACCGGCGUGGCUCUCAGCUUAGGUGUCUCUCUCUUCAGCCUGGCUGCCCUACUGCUCCCACAGCAGUUCCCACACUACCUGGCCAUGGUGGAGUCACUCAGCCUGGGACCUGCCCUCAUCUACUCUGCUAAGUUUGCUCUGGCUUUUCCCUUCUCCUACCACACCUGGAAUGGGAUCCGACACCUGGCAUGGGAUCUGGGCAAAGGGUUCAAGAUCCCCCAGGUCAACCAAUCCGGGGUGCUGGUCCUGGUUCUGACCCUCUUCUCCUCCGCUGGCCUCGCAGCCAUGUGAAGGAGUCUCCUGGUGAUGAGCUCCCUGCUUUGGGAAGGUUUGCUCCAUCCUGACCCACCUCAAGAUGUGUGUGGAGAGGGAGGCAGGAGGAGAGGCUGCCCAGUAACUAUAAUCUUUGGGGAAGGUGGCACUUCCCCUCUUCAGGAAUCUUGUGUAUGAUCAGAGUUGCUUUGCAUUUUCCUCAGCUGGGGGGGGGGACAGAGCUUGGGCUGCCUCCUGCCCAGCAGCCACAGGAACAAACCCACAGCUGAGCCCGUGCCCGUUCUAGAGCUCACAGGGAGCUGCUGAGCUUCUUCCAGGCAAAAACUCCAGGGCUUUUCUUUUUUUUUCUGGUCCCCAAGCUUGAGACAAUGCUGAAUUUGUGUCCCCAAGGUCCGAGUGGGCUCGGGGGUGCUGGUGCUGUGUGUGUAGGCCCAGUGCAGGACAAGCACCUCCAUUGAGGCACUCGGUGCCAGGGCAGGCAGAGCGGGCGGAGCUGCCAACGCCGGCAGCCGUGAGGUGAAUCCAUGCCCUGUGCUCCCCCAGCCCUGUAGCUUGGGAAUGGGAUGGGGGUGCUCAGGGCUUCACUUCUCCUCAUCUUUGAAAAUGUGUUGUGAUUCAGCCAGCUUUGGCCCUGGAGCCCCUGCCAGGGAAAAAGUCUGACUUUCCCAAUAGGAAGUCCCUGUCUGUAGGACGGGGAGGGAUGUGGGUUUGUCACUCCCAGCCUCCAGCUCUCCUUUCAGCACUUAUCACUCAUCCACCUUUGCAAUAAAGCAACCUUGAUCCUUCUUACUGA
This is a messenger RNA of Calypte anna (Anna's hummingbird), 1417 nucleotides long. It is a transcript of the gene SDHC, whose product is annotated as succinate dehydrogenase complex subunit C. NCBI's taxonomy places the organism in Eukaryota, Metazoa, Chordata, Aves, Apodiformes, Trochilidae. Gene Ontology annotation, cellular component: membrane. Gene Ontology annotation, biological process: mitochondrial electron transport, succinate to ubiquinone; tricarboxylic acid cycle. Gene Ontology annotation, molecular function: electron transfer activity; succinate dehydrogenase activity. The coding region runs from base 1 to 642 and encodes 213 amino acids. The record is from RefSeq and is a predicted model, not a curated record. The transcript has 7 exons.